This is a messenger RNA of Oikopleura dioica, 471 nucleotides long. Lineage: Eukaryota; Metazoa; Chordata; Appendicularia; Copelata; Oikopleuridae. The record is from the annotation of a GenBank genome assembly.
AUGCCAAAAAUUAAGAAUUUUCGCCAAAAGAACUUUGCCAGAAUCCAAGGGGUGGCGCAUUUGAACCCAAUGGAUUUGAUCGAUUCUAGCAGUCCUGAAGAUGACACGACCUUCCACGCGAAAAUCAAGGGAAAGUACAACAUUCAAAAAGUACCAGGAGCUCAUGUCCCCAUCCCUGCUUCUUCUGUGAAGAAAGAUGCAAACUCUAAUCCCACAAAGAGAAACUCAUCUUUCCAAGCUGGCUACGAGACGAGUUUUCAAGGAAAAAGAGAGCCAGAAUCACUAGAAUCAGACGACUGGGGUGUUCUAGAAACGCCCGCCGGUCUAGAAACGCCCGGAUUGCUCAAAAGCGCCGAUUCCGACUCGAGCCAAGAAUCAUUCGCAGAGAAAAAGAUGAGACCGAUUUCCUCAACUCCCAUUCCUCCUGAUGACAGGGCCAGUUCCUCAAAUUUUUUAGCUUCGGUAGGUUGA